UUAACAAAGGUCAUUAGGUCAGCAGCUCAAUAGCAGCUCUUCACCUUCAAAGCUUAGUCACAGUUAGGUUUUACUCCUUAGCAAUUAGAGCAUAUAUUAAGCUCGUCUUUUCUAUUUUAGCUCAAAUCAUCAUCAACUCAUCUUAAUCUAGUAAGUAAUUUCUAUUAACUUGUUUUUAGAUAUUUUUCUUGUAUUGUUAUUGUCAACAACAUCACAAUUUUGGGUAGUUGAAUAAUAGAUAUAGACCUUAAAAUAAUACAUCUUGGUGUCCAUAUCUAUGGUGUGUAAAGCUUAGCAUGAUGAAGAUGAUGAUAAUCUUUUUGUAUAUAAUAAAUUUUACUUAGUGAUCUCUUUACUUAUGUUGUUUCAAUGCAAUAAAAAAUGGGUAAGUGUUCGACUCAUUGCUUUUGAUUCCAUUUGUUAGAGGUUUUUGUACUGUAAACAUCGUAAUGCUCCACAGAGAUAAUGAAAAACAAGUGAUAGAAAUAAAAAUUUAAGAGACUAUUAGAUUUUAAUAGCAGUAGCCAGUAAUAUAUACCAAACUUUUCUAACCAAAUAUUUUGUACUAUAUGUGUAUCUAUUUUUGGUUUUAAAGUGAAAUAUACUUCUAAGACUUGUGCACAAUGCUUGAAUGGAAGUCUUGUUGAAACAUGAUCUUGUAUCAGAUUACUAAUAACUAUUGUUAUGUAUGUGCAACAACUUCCUUUUUGGAUGGAAACUACAACUUCUGUAAUGGAUGUAGAGAAGAUUAUUAAUAUUCCUUCAAUUAUGUUGACAAUAUCUCAACAAGAAGGUAAAGUAACUCCACGUCGACGCACACCUCCUAAGAAGCAAAAAAGAGCAGCUCCUCUGAUCGUUUGUAACUCUGGAAUUACAGGUAGAGAAACAUCUCAAAUUUGGGAUCAUUUCUCUAAGUUUAUUGCUAAAGGAGGUAAAUGUAGGGCAAAAUGUAAUUAUUGUACUAAAAUAUUUGCUGCUGAUAGUGUCAACGAGAUGAAUACAUUAUGGAAUCAUUUGACUGUGAAAUGUCACAAGUCUCCAUUUAAGUCCGAAAAGAGACAAACAACAUUAAAACCUAUCAAAAGAGGUUGGCUAGAAGGUGUUUCAACUGAAAAAGGGGUGUUUAAUAUGGAUGAAAUUAAGAGAGCAAUUGUUAAAUUUGUAAUUAUUGAUGAACAGUUGUUUACAGCUGUUGAGGGAGAAGGAUUCAAAAAAUUAAUGGCUAAAGCCUUUCCCGAUUUUGAAGUAUCUUCUUGUGUAACUGUUGCUCGACAUUGUCAAAGGAUUUAUUAAGAAGAGAAAGAAAAGCUUAAGGAGCUUAUAAAAAACCAACGUGUUUGUCUUACCAGUAAUACAAGGACGUCAAUCCAAAAUUAUACUUAUAUGGUUAUCACUGCACAUUGGAUUGAUCAUCAAUGGAAUCUACAAAAGAGAAUUCUUAAUUUUUUUCAAACACCAGAUCACAAAGGUGAGACCAUUGCCAAGGGGAUGGAGGAGUGCUUAUUAGGUUGGGGCAUUGAGAACUUGUUUAAAGUGCCCUUGGAAAUGCAACUGCAAAUGACGAUGCCAUUAAGAGUUUAAAGGAGCGUAUUGAAGAUUGGAAAGGAGUAAUAUUUGAAAAUAAGUAUUUACAUGUUAGAUGUAAUGCUCAUAUUUUAAACUUGAUUGUAAAAAAGGGGCUGGAUGAACAAAUUGAUCCUAUUUCUCAUAUAAGAAGUGCUAUAAAAUAUGUCAGGCCUUCUUCUUCAAGAUAAGCUACUUUUAAGUCCUUUGUUGAGAAAGUUAAGAUGGAAACUCGUGGUCUUGUAUAUCUGAAUGCUGAGACUAGAUGGAACUCGACAUACACAAUGUUGGAUAAAGCUUUAUUUGAAAACGCUUUUACAAGAAUGUGUGUGGAUGACCGGAUUUAUCAAAAGCAAUGUCGAGAAAUAAGUACACCAACAAAAAAUUCAUCAAUAGAUGAUUGGAAGAAUGUGAAAGCUUUUGUGAAGUUUCUUCAUAUUUUCUAUCAGGCAACUUCAAAAUUUUCGGGCAGCUUAAAUUCUACUUCCCACUCUUUCUUUCAUGUUUUCAAUCUCCAAAAUGACAUUAUCAAGUAUACUAAACAUGAUGAUCUCAUUUUGGUUGAUAUGGCAACAAAAAUGAAAUCCAAGAUGGAUAAAUAUUGGGGUAAGUUUGACAGUAUGAAUAUGUUACUAAUAGUUGUUGUUGUGCUCCUAGAUACAAGAUGCAAUAUGCAUAGUAUAUUCUUUCUAUUUCAUAGGCUCUUUGAUGGGAAGAAUAAUGUCUGAAGAUGUGAGAGAUGUUUUGUAACUCUUAUAUAAUCACUACAAUUGUUCUUGAUUCGAAGAUCCUAACAAAAAUAUUGAAAAUGAUAAUUGUGUGAUGGGUGAAUCUAGUGCUUUGUUGCAAUCUCAGUGGGAGAAGCACAUGAAAAAAAGAGGGAUUUGUUGUAAAAAAAAAUCUAAUUUGGACAUAUACUUGAAAGAUAAUGUAGUAAAGAUCAAUGAUUUUAAUAUUUUGAGUUGGUGGAAAGUUUCGUCCAGUAGAUAUUCAGUUGUUGCCAAAGUUGCUAGGGAUAUCCUUUCUAUUCUUAUUUCUAUUGUUGCAUCUGAGUCAGCUUUUAGUACAGGUGAUCGAAUUCUUGAUAGUUAUCGAAGUUCUUUAUCUUCAAAUACGGUAAAAGCGCUUAUCUGCACUCAACAGUGGCUACGAUCGCCUUUUAAAGAGUGCAAGCUUGAAGAUAUUUUAGAGGAAUUGAAGAAGGGUAAAGUUCAAACUGAGUGAAGAAUUUUGGGGGAAAAAUGGAUAAGGAGAAAGUGGAGCAAUUGAAGAUUCAAAUGCAGCAAUGGUUAAAUGAAGCUGAAGAAUUCAUCAAUCAUAUACCUCCUGUUCAACUGUAUACUGCUGUUGGAGUUGUAUUAUUCACUCUCAUUUUGUUGUUAAUCAUCCGCUUGUUCAAGCGCACAACAUCUAACACCAUCAUACUCACUGGGCUAAGUGGAAGCGGCAAAACAUAUCUUUUUUACCAGCUUAGAGAUGGUUCAGCCCAUCAGGGUACCGUGACGUCAAUGGAACCAAAUGAAGACAGUUUUAUACUACACUCUGAGAAAGACAAGAAAGGAAAAUUGAAGCUUGUUCACAUUGUUGAUGUCCCUGGGCACUCUCGUCUUAGGCCGAAACUAGAUGAGUUCCUACCUCAAGCAGCUGGCGUUGUGUUUGUGGUAGAUUCUGUGGAAUUUUUACCAAACUUCCGUCCUGCUUCAGAGUACUUGUAUGAGAUCUUGACAAAGGCAAGUGUGGUCAAGAAAAAAGUUCCAGUACUCCUCCUUUGCAACAAGGUUGACAAAGUAACUGCACAUACAGCAGAAUUCAUCAGAAAACAGCUGGAGAAAGAAAUCGACAAACUUCGUACAUCAAGAACUGCCGUAUCUGAUGCAGAUAUCUCUAAUGAAUAUACGCUUGGUGUACCUGGAGAGCCAUUUGCUUUUUCUCAAUGCCAUAACAGUAUAAUUAUUGCUGAAGCUUCUGGUCUGACCGGUGAAAUUUCUCAGCUGGAGAAGUUCAUUAGGGAGAAUGUGAAACCUUGAUUAUGGUAUUUCAAGCAAACGGGGGACUCUUUUGAUUUCAUUUCUUCUCUUAUAUUUUUGGUCCGGGAAGCUGAAAAUAUUGUAAUGAUAGACGGAGAAAAUACAUCUACUUGGAAAACAUAUUCAGAGUAGGGAUAGGGAUUUGAAGAGUUUUCUUUAUGUUCUAUUGGCAAACCCCACCUAAACAUUAUACUUGUUGUGCAUAGAAUAUCUUUGUCAUUGGAUUUGAUUACUUCCCUUUA
Messenger RNA from Solanum pennellii, 3832 nucleotides. Its product is annotated as signal recognition particle receptor subunit beta-like. The record is from RefSeq and is a predicted model, not a curated record. The coding region runs from base 2805 to 3590 and encodes 261 amino acids. Gene Ontology annotation, molecular function: GTP binding. NCBI's taxonomy places the organism in Eukaryota, Viridiplantae, Streptophyta, Magnoliopsida, Solanales, Solanaceae. Gene Ontology annotation, cellular component: signal recognition particle receptor complex. The transcript has 7 exons. Gene Ontology annotation, biological process: protein targeting to ER.